AUGCAGCAGCAGAAGCUCAGGGGUCUCCCUGUGGGGGGUCUCUGUCUCUUUGUUGUUUUUGCUGCUGCAGCAGCACUCUGCAGCAGCGCCGUUUCUCCCUCUCUCGCAUCCCCUUUCUCCCCCUUAUCCGAAGACCCAGCACCACCACCACCACCAGCACCACCAGCAGCAGCAGCAGCAGCAGCAGCAGAGGGAGCAGCAGCAGCAGGAGGUCACCGAGAUAAAAUAGGAAAGAUGAAGGUAAAGGUUGGGGCCUCUCGUCUUCUCUCUGCUGGUAACGGCAUAACAGCAACAAAAGGAGAUAUACAAAUAAAGGGCUUCGAUGCUCACCUGAAGUUUAAUACGCUGCAGCUGCAGACGCAGCGUGCUGCAGCAGCAAAAGCAGCAAAACAAAUUAAAAUGCCUUUUACUACACAGCUAGCUCGCAUCAGCGGUGCAGCAGCAGCAGCAGCAACAGCAGCAGCAGCAGAUAACCCAGACCAGACGAAUCAAACAAAUACAGACAACAACAGCAGCAACAGCAGCAAUAGCAGCAGCAACAGCAGCAGCAGCAGCAGCAGCAGCAGCAACACAGCUCGUAAAGAAAGGAUAAUGAGGAUACUUAGAGUCCUCGUGCCAGCCAUUCGACAGAGACUGCUGCUGCUGCGGUUCAGUCCCCAAACUGCAGCAGAAUCAGAACCAGCAGCAACCCCCAGCAGCAGCAACAGCAGCAGCAGCAGCAGCAGCAGCAGCAGCAGCGGGGACAGUGUGCAGACGCAGGGAGGCAGUGAAACCCCAGGACCUGAGGAGACAGCAGAGAUAAAUACAAAGACAGAGACUGAGAAACUAAAAACAGAAAACGAAAGGCUGCAGCGGACAGUUAGAGCUUUGUCUUUUGCUGUUAGGGGUCUCCUCCGUCGCUCCAUGCUGCUGCGGUCGCAGCUGGCUCAGCAGCAGCAGCAGCAGCAGCAGCACAGCAGCAGCAGCAGCAGCAGCAGCUUCUCCCCCUUAUCCGAAGACCCAGCACCACCACCACCACCACCACCGGCACCACCAGCAGCAGCAGCAGCAGGAGCAGCAGCAGCAGAGGGAGCAGCAGCAGGGGGUCACCGAGACAAGAUAGGAAAGAUGAAGGUAAAGGUUGGGGCCUCUCGGCUUCUCUCUGCUGGUAACGGCAUAACAGCAACAAAAGGAGAUAUACAAAUAAAGGGCUUCGAUGCUCACCUGAAGUUUAAUACGCUGCAGCUGCAGACGCAGCGUGCUGCAGCAGCAAAAGCAGCAAAACAAAUUAAAAUGCCUUUUACUACACAGCUAGCUCGCAUCAGCGGUGCAGCAGCAGCAGCAGCAACAGCAGCAGCAGCAGAUAACCCAGACCAGACGAAUCAAACAAAUACAGACAACAACAGCAGCAACAGCAGCAAUAGCAGCAGCAACAGCAGCAGCAGCAGCAGCAGCAGCAGCAACACAGCUCGUAAAGAAAGGAUAAUGAGGAUACUUAGAGUCCUCGUGCCAGCCAUUCGACAGAGACUGCUGCUGCUGCGGUUCAGUCCCCAAACUGCAGCAGAAUCAGAACCAGCAGCAACCCCCAGCAGCAACAGCAGCAGCAGCAGCAGCAGCAGCAGCGGGGACAGUAUGCAGACGCAGGGAGGCAGUGAAACCCCAGGACCUGAGGAGACAGCAGAGAGAAAUACAAAGACAGAGGCUGAGAAACUAAAAACAGAAAACGAAAGGCUGCAGCGGACAGUUAGAGCUUUGUCUUUUGCUGUUAGGCAGGCAAAGACACAGCAGCAGCUCAUACUGAAACUUUGUCUCCGUUGGAGUCUCCUUUGGCCCUAA
Eimeria mitis is the source of this 1815-nucleotide messenger RNA. RefSeq lists its product as uncharacterized. The transcript has 3 exons. NCBI's taxonomy places the organism in Eukaryota, Apicomplexa, Conoidasida, Eucoccidiorida, Eimeriidae. The record is from RefSeq and is a predicted model, not a curated record. The coding region runs from base 1 to 1815 and encodes 604 amino acids.